This is a messenger RNA of Sceloporus undulatus (fence lizard), 4984 nucleotides long. It is a transcript of the gene TMPRSS15, whose product is annotated as transmembrane serine protease 15. Gene Ontology annotation, cellular component: membrane. Gene Ontology annotation, biological process: acrosome reaction; proteolysis. Lineage: Eukaryota; Metazoa; Chordata; Lepidosauria; Squamata; Phrynosomatidae. Gene Ontology annotation, molecular function: serine-type endopeptidase activity; protein binding. The record is from RefSeq and is a predicted model, not a curated record. The coding region runs from base 1 to 3096 and encodes 1031 amino acids. The transcript is spliced from 28 exons.
AUGCAAGACUGUGAGGGGACCCCACAAACCUUAGAUGAAACCCUGCUUAGCUUUCAAGAUCAGACAGGAUCUGAUGUCUUUUGGGCAAACUGUGGAAAUGCUGAACUAGUGUCUGAAAUCAGUGCAUUCAGUACAGUAAUAGAUGAAGGUGCAAACAGUCAUGCUACCCAGGGAACAUUCACGAUAUUGUCAGGAGCAUCUUUCAGCCCUUAUUUGCAAGAGAAAUCAUCAACAGCCUUCAAAGCUCUUGCCUUUGAUGUUCAGCAAAUGGUAAAUGAUAUAUUUCAAUCAAGCACACUGCAGAAUGAAUACAAGAACUGUAAAGUUUCCCAAUUUAAAAAUGGCAGUAUCAUUGUACUGUUCGACCUUUUCUUUGCACAAUGGGUGUCCAGUGGAAAAGUAAAGAAUGAAUUGACUUUGGGCAUUGAAGGAAAUAAAAGUGACCUCCUGCAGACCUUCCAAAUUGAUGUGAACAGCAUAGAAAUAAUAGAUAUGGGGUCAUCUACCACGAGCAAUUCUUUCACAACACCUGGUUUUGGAAUAUUUAGUACCAACAGUCCUUCGUUGUCAACAGUGAAAUGUUUAUCUCCUGAUGGACUUUGUGCUGAUGGUGUGAGCUGUAUAAAACAUGAAUUAUUUUGUGAUGGAAUACCCAACUGCCCAGAUGGUUCUGAUGAAGAUGAAAAAAUAUGUGCUACAUCUUGUGAUGGAAAAUUUAUCCUGACUGGUUCCUCUGGGUCUUUCCAUUCCAUUCACUAUCCAGAGCCCUAUAUGUCAAACAUCUUUUGCCGCUGGAUUAUACAUGUAAAUCCUGAAAUGUCUAUUAAACUAAACUUCAGUACUUUUGAUACACAAAAUUAUGUGGACACUUUGAGCAUUUAUGAAGGUGUAGGCCCUACAAAGAUUUUAAGAGCUGUCCUCUGGGGCUCUCAUCCUGGUACAAUUCAUAUAUUUUCUAAUAAUGCCACUGUAGAAUUUACUACAGAUUAUUCUGUAAAUCACAAUGGCUUUGAUGCAAUGUAUUCUGCAUUUAAUACCAAUGAAUUAACCAAUAUACAGAAAAUUAACUGUACUUUUGAAGAUGGGUUUUGUUACUGGAUUCAAGAUUUAGAUGAUGAUGAUGAAUGGGCAAGAAUUAAUGGCUCCACUUUUCCAUUUACAUCUGGUCCUGACUUUGAUCAUACAUUUGGCAAUAUUUCAGGCUAUUAUAUUUCUACACCUAGGUUACCUGGAGGCAUACCAGUGAGAGUCCGACUUUUCAGCUUGCCAUUAGUCCAUAGUUCAGAUGUAUCCUGCCUAAGUUUCUGGUAUCAUAUGUAUGGUGUUAAUGUGUAUCAUCUGGCAGUUAAAAUUAUAUAUAAUAGCAGUGAAAGGACAGUUUUCCAAAAAGAAGGAAAUUAUGGAAACAAUUGGAAUUAUGGACAAAUAACAUUAAAUGAAACAUCCAAUUUUAAAGUUGCUUUUGAUGCUUUUAAAAGGCCAGGAUGGGAUGACAUUGCCAUUGAUGAUAUAGGACUAACAAAUGGAGGCUGCAAAGAAAGUGUUUAUCCAGAACCCACAUUGGUUCCUACAAUCCCCACAACCCCCCUGCUACCCACUGACUGUGGAGGACCAUUUGAUCUGUGGGAACCAAAUACUACAUUUAGCUCAAUGAACUAUCCAAACAACUAUCCCAACCAAGCUUCUUGCAUAUGGUAUUUAAAUGCAGAGAAAGGAAAAAAUAUCCAAGUUCAUUUCCAGUACCUUGAUCUGGAAAAUAUUUAUGACGUCAUAGAAAUCAGAGAUGGCAGAGGACCAGAUUCUUUAUUUUUGGCUGUAUAUACAGGAAAAUCCCCAGUACCAGAUAUAUUCUCUGCCACUCACCAAAUGACAGUGCUCUUCAAUACUAAUGAAUAUAUAACUAAGGAAGGAUUUAUGGCAAAUUUUACUACAGGAUACCAUCUGGGUAUGCCAGAUCCUUGUGAAGCUGGUUAUCAUCAGUGUGGGAAUGGAGAAUGCAUACCAAAAGUGUAUGUUUGUGACCAAAUUCAGCACUGUAAAGAUAAUUCUGAUGAAGUUGAUUGUGUGCGCUUAGUCAAUGGGUCUUUCAGCCUCAGUGGGUUGGUCCAGAUCAAGGCUGGGAAUAAAUGGUACACUGCUUGUGGAAAUAACUGGACUGGACAACUGUCAAGCAGUAUCUGUGACUGGCUAGGACUAGGCAGUGUGAAUAGAUCAUCACUUGUCUUGUUUGAUGGAAGUGGCACUUUGGUAGAAGUUGCAAAAGGAAUCAACAACAGCCUAAUUCUUACACCUACGGUACAGUGUCUCAACAAUCUGGUGAUUCAUCUGCAGUGCAACUAUAAACAAUGUGGAGAAAGACUGGUCACUCAGAAACACACAACAAAAAUUGCUGGUGGUUCUGAUGCUCAAGAAGGUGCUUGGCCUUGGGUGAUUUCAUUAGAUUUUAAUGCCAAACCGACUUGUGGAGGUUCUCUUGUCAGCAAUGAAUGGCUCGUCUCUGCUGCACACUGUGUAUAUGGGAGGAAUUUAAAACCUUCUCAGUGGAAAGCAGUUCUUGGCUUGCAUAACAAUCGGAACCUGUCAAAUCCUCAAACAGUCAUCCGAGAGAUUGAUGAAAUUAUCAUAAACCCCCAUUACAAUAAACGAACAAAAGACAGUGACAUUGCUUUGAUGCAUCUUCAAUAUAGAGUCAAUUACACAGAUUACGUUCAGCCCAUUUGCUUCCCGGAAAAAAACAAAUCAUUUUUGCCAGGAACUAAGUGUUUCAUUGCUGGUUGGGGAAAAACCACAAAUCAAGCAGGCUCUGUUGCAAAUAUAUUACAACAAGCAGAAGUCCCUCUUAUAACACAUAACAAAUGUCAGCAACUGAUGCCAGAGUACAAUAUUACUGAAAAUAUGCUAUGCGCUGGAUACGAUGAAGGAGGAAUUGAUUCUUGUAAGGGAGAUUCUGGUGGGCCACUGAUGUGUCAAGAGAAUAAAAAGUGGUUACUGGCUGGCGUGACAUCCUUUGGGCAUCAGUGUGCACUGCCACAUCGUCCUGGAAUUUAUGUGAAUGUUUCAAAAUACAUUGACUGGAUAAAAAGGAUUAUUCACUAGAAGUAUUUUCCUCCCUCCAAAAAACCACAGAAAAAAUAGGGAAAUUCAAGGUCAAGGAGACAUAUGUACCCUAUAGCCUUCACCUCUUGAGAAAAUCAGACAAACAUCAGAUAAUUCAGAAUUUAUCUCUGAAGGGAAUUCUGUUGGAGUCCCAUUUGUGACUUUAUGAGAAGCAGAACUUGGAAGUCACUGUUUGGACUACUACUCAUAUAAUCCAUCUGCUGUGGAAUUUUUGUGGUGCAAAAAAGUAACAUUUGCAUUAUCUGGAAGGUGUGGCUGAUUAGUACUGAUGUUUUGACUAAGACCUUGUUUACACUACUUAAAAAUUCACCAAAAACCUGUCUUCCCACCAAAUCUGGGACAAUAAGGUGACAUGACAUAUGGCCCUAUAUGUCCCAGAUUUAGGGUAUAGUUGUUUAUUGUGCUCUUAUUAAACUCCAGUUUUAUCCACAGCUUGCACCCCUGCUCCCACUCUUGCUGCUGCCAUGACCACAGGUACUCUCAUUUCCACUGCCCUUGCCCCCACUGCCCUGGGCACAAGGGACAGGAGUCCAUUUACACUUUUGCCCCUAAUGUAGAUUAGCCAUAGGACAACUUCUCUCAGUUUAAAUGUAUGGAAAGGAAGUGUUCAUAACAAACCCCCAUUUUCAAAGAUGGGAGUGGAUUCCACUCCCACAAAAGAGCUUUAAAUGCAAGGUAAGGAAUGUAUGCCACUCUGUAUAUAAUUAUAUUGUAACUCCACCACUGCUAUGUUUAAGGCUCAUGGGAAAUGUAAUCCAACAUCAGUAAGAUCAAAUAUUGCCCACUUUGCUUACAUGGUUGCUUAUUAUUUCAAAUCAUAAAAUUUUAGAGUUGGAAGGAACCACAAAGGCCAUCUGGCCCAACCUCUGUGCAGGAAUGUACAACUAAAACAGUCUGAAAAAAGUUUAUCCAAUCUCUGUUUAAAGAGCUCCAAAGAAGAUGAACCCAUUACCCUCUCAGUUGCACUGCUCUUACAGUAAACAAAAGGUUCUUCCUAAUGUUGUGGGUGGAAUCUCUUCUCUUGAAAUUUGAAUGCAUGAGUUCAUGUUCUUAUGUUUAAAGCAGUAGAAAAUAAGCUGGCUCCAUCUUCUACAUGGCAUCCCUUUAUAUAUUUGAAAAUAGGUAUCAUGUCCCUUUUCAAUCUUCUGUACUACAGUCUAAACAUAUGUAGCUUCCUAAGUCAUUCCUCAUAAGGACUUGGUUUCCAGAAAUGUGAUCAUCUUGAAUGCCCUUUUCUGAACACAUUCCAGCUUCUCAAUAUUCUUCUUGAACUGCAGUGUUCAGAACGGUACCCAGUAUUCCAGGUGAAGUCUGACCAAAGCAGAAAAGGAUGUCACUAAUACUUCCCUCUGUCAGGGUUUUAUACUUCUGUUGAUGCAGCCCCAAACUGUACUGUUUUUUUUUUAGUUUGUUGGGUCUUUUGGCUGCCACACUACACUAGCAUGACACCAGCAUCAAAUAUACUUACUCACAGGUCAGCACUCAAGCUUCAGCCACUGAAUUCUACCUAUACAUCUUCCUGAUCAUUUUCUACUAAACCAGCUUCUAGGACAAGAGCUUGGUUGCAGCAUUUAUGACAAAUGUGGAUUAAUAAUUGGUAAUACGUGUCUUUAAUACCACAUUUAGGACCUCCAGAAUGUGUAUAUAUCAAAUCAUUUAAACUUAAUGCAUAAAGUGCUAUAGGGUCUCAGUGAUACUAAACCCACUGCUACUGUCAAGAAUUUGCUUUUAAUGUUCUAUCAAAAUCUAUUCUCCUAUAACUUCAAAUCAUUAUGCCUGGCCCAGCCUCUGGGACCAGAGAGAACAGGCUUAUCUCCUCCUCUCUGUGACAGCCUUUGAACUAUUUAAAGACUGCAAACAUGUCACA